Lodderomyces parapsilosis is the source of this 297-nucleotide messenger RNA. RefSeq lists its product as uncharacterized. Bases 1 to 297 code for a protein of 98 amino acids. NCBI's taxonomy places the organism in Eukaryota, Fungi, Ascomycota, Pichiomycetes, Serinales, Debaryomycetaceae. The record is from RefSeq and is a predicted model, not a curated record. The transcript has a single exon.
AUGCACCCACAACUAGAUAAGAACAGAUUCGACACAUGUGAAAAACUAAUGGAUGCAUUAGAAGAAUGCCACCGACAAGAAUUUCUUAAACAAUGUCUUGGUUUAUGCAAUUUUGAAAAGGAACAGUUGAGUCAAUGUUUACAUUACACUAGAGUCAAUGAUGCGAAGGAUCGUAUUAGAAAAAGCAGAGAAAAACAAGCCCAGAUGAAGUUGAAGCAGAAGCAGAGAGAGGAGGAGGAGUAUGGUAAAAAUGGAUAUUUAAAGAAAGUUAUCGAGUUGGAGAUGCAAAAGAAGUAA